Molecule: messenger RNA, 2471 nt
Organism: Candidula unifasciata
Lineage: Eukaryota; Metazoa; Mollusca; Gastropoda; Stylommatophora; Geomitridae
Source: the annotation of a GenBank genome assembly
CAUUAGCCCCUAUCAUAGAAGCCAAGCCAGCAGAGGAGACUGUGGUAGCAGAGGAACAAGUACUAAAAGUGUCAUGUCAGGUUACAGGAAAACCCAAGCCAAGAGUCAUUUGGUAUAAAGGAAAUCAGCAACUUAUCCAUGACAAAUUUGAGGUCUUGAGCAAUGGAGAUCUCUUAAUCAAGAAAACUGAACAGAAGGACACAGGAACUUACACAUGUCUUGCAGAAAAUAAAUUUGGAAAGGUUUCUGCAUCAGGCAAAGUAAUGGUCAGAGAUAAAACCCGGAUAGAUACAAAACCGAUUGAUUCAAAGGUCGACUAUACAAAUCCUGUGAUCUUUACUUGUGGAGCCAGUACAGAUACAAUGGAAUCCAAGAAUCUCAGAAUUCGCUGGUUGAAAGAUGGAGUAGAAGUUAAGCCUAGUAACAGAAUUUUCAUAAAUGGAGGUGUUCUGACCAUCAAUGAAACAAACAGUAAAGACACAGGAAAUUAUACAUGUCUUGCAGAAAAUGGGUUAGAUAAUGCCACGGCUACAGCAUCCCUGGAGGUCAAAGCCAUUCCUGACCCACCCUACAAUGUAUCAGUCAAGGAAUGCUUGUCCACCAAGGCCACCAUUGAGUGGAAGUUUGAUGACAAAAUGAGCAACUUUGAUGUUAUGAUUAAGUUCAUUGUGGAGUACAGCACAGAGUUCAAACCUGGCGUAGUCACUGUGGACCUGUCCCCGUAUGCCAAGUAUUCCUUCCGGGUCAGAGCCAUCAACAUGAUGGGCACUAGUGAACCGAGUGAGCCCACCAGUGGCUGGUGUGAGACACCCAUGUCUGUGCCAGACAAGAACCCAGAAAAUGUGCACACUGAUGAGAGUUACACAGGCUUCUUGGUUGUGAAGUGGAAUCGUGUAGAACAGAUAGAUCAUAAUGGUCCUAAUUUCCGCUAUGUGGUGGAAGUUCAAGAGCAAGGUACACAGGAGUUGCAGAUUUUUGAAGUGAAUGAUUACAGAAUUACUGAGAAACACAUACCAGUGGAAAAUAUCUUUAGACCAUACCUUAUAAAAGUGAGGUCUGAGAACCAAGUUGGCAAGGCAACAAAUGAUCCAGUAACCUACAUUGGUUAUUCUGGGGAAGCCCCACCACUGGUGGUUCCUGAAAACUUUGAGCUGGACCCAGAUGUGAAUAUCACAGCAAUAAGUGCCAGCUUCAGGUGGGACCCUGUUGAUACCAGUCCAGAGUUGAUCAGAGGAGAGUUCUCAGGUUAUAAGAUUCGUUUUUGGAAGGCUGGUGAGAAGGAAACCACAUUGCACGAGCACAUCAUUUCUCCAGAGUCCAGCAGCAAAAAGCGAAAACGUAGAAACAGUCCAGAUAACAAAAUUCGAGGAACGGUUGCUAACCUCCCUUCUUAUGCUGACAUUGAAGCAGAUGUGGUUGUUAUCAACAGAAAGUUUGAGUCUAAUGGCAGCAACAUUGUCAAUUUUUCCACCCCAGAAGGAGUUCCUGGAAUAGUGGGGUUUUUCAAAGCAGCACACAGAGGCUCACAUCAUUUCUCAUUGAAGUGGGGAAAACCUGCAAAGCCAAAUGGAAUCAUUACUGGCUAUCAGAUGGCCUACCAAAAAAUCUCCAGACUGGAUGUUGGACCCAAGAUCAUUGCCUUUGAAGAUCUUGGACCUGAUGAGGAAGAGGCUGAGUUGAAAGGUUUGGACCCAGAUACUCAGUACAGGAUAUAUAUUACAGCCAGAACAGCAGAAGGCCUUGGUGAAGAGUUCUAUAUAGAUGUGAAGACUAUCAGUGAUGUUUCACAACUGGCCACACCUGUGAUCCAGAAUGUAUAUCCAGGAGAUAAUAAUGCAAAUGUCACCUGGAAUAUGCCAACAGAGAAAGGUGGUCGUUUCCCUCAGUUGUAUUACAUUGAAUACUUGAAAAAGGAUUCCACAAAAUGGGUUCGAAUAGAUCAUCCAGUAGAGAGUCAGAACUGGGGCAUGCUACAGCAUCUGGAGCCAGGUACACAGUAUGAAGUGCGAGUUGUGGCCAUGUCACAUGUCAAUGGUGUGGAACAGCUUGGGAAAGAGUAUACUUUCAUGACUGCUGGAAUCGGUGCUGCUAAAGCAAGUUUUUUGUCUGCAACCUGGUUUAUUGGCAUGAUGGUGGCCAUUGCUGUCCUUAUUCUCAUCCUUGUAAUUGUGUGCAUUGUCAAGCGAAACAAGGGAGAUAACUAUCCAGUACAAGAAAAGGAGAGAUUACGUGGCACUUACACUGAUGAAAACCCAGAUCAUUUUGAUGAUUAUGGAAAAGGGGAUGAAAACGGGAUCAAAGGCAGUGGCUCAUUUGAUCAGGAAGCAGAAAAAGUCCCGCUUGAAGAGGAUGUAGACAGCUUAGACUACGGAGAUGAUGAAGGCAGCAAAUUCAAUGAGGAUGGGUCCUUCAUCGGGCAAUAUGGUACUGCAGAGAAAGAAAAUGAGACAAAUGUCUCAUCCAUAGUUUAA